CUCUCUCAAGCGCGCCUACUCGGCAUCCACACAUGCACGUGUACGGGAAGGCGGUACGCUAUGCGUGCCCAUCGACUUGGAUACCCGCCGCGUCUACACAGCAGCCACAAUCAAAGGCGUCUUCGCGGAGCAGACAAACUUCUCCCGCCCCAACCCCGGUGGAGAUGUGGCGAAGCUUCGACAGCUAAAGGAUGGCUGCAAUGCCCUGUGCAGUUGCUCUAGCGAACCAGCAGCAGGUGCGUGAUUGGCGACGACAUACAGUGUCGCCCAUAUAAGCGCGUCCAACCGCUGCAGGCGCGGCAGCGGUGCGUACACUGGUACGUGGGGCUGUGACUGGCAAGCGCUACGCCAACGAGUCAACGAAGAAUUUUCCUCGCUCCAGACAUCGUCAGCUACUACGAUCCGGGAUCAUCCGGCUUCACGCAAGAAGAGGUGGUCCACGCGGAGUGGGUCAUGCGGCUGCGCAUACUAAAGGGCACCUUGUGGAGCUGCCUCGUGUACGGCAUUGUACGCUCUUUGCUGUUCAUGUAUUGACGCGGUAGGGGCGCAACACCGGCACACGACAGCAAUGAGUCGUCCUACGAGCACCUGGAGGAGUCACGAGGGCAGCAUAUGCUCUCUCACAUGCAACCGCAACCACUGCUGAUUUUUACAGAAGGCAAGCACCUCGAUACCUGACGGAGCGGUAUGAGCGUGCUCAAGAUCGAGAGCUUAAUACGGUAG
Molecule: messenger RNA, 723 nt
Organism: Leishmania braziliensis MHOM/BR/75/M2904
Lineage: Eukaryota; Euglenozoa; Kinetoplastea; Trypanosomatida; Trypanosomatidae
Source: the annotation of a RefSeq genome assembly